Molecule: messenger RNA, 1078 nt
Organism: Mytilus californianus (California mussel)
Lineage: Eukaryota; Metazoa; Mollusca; Bivalvia; Mytilida; Mytilidae
Product: E3 ubiquitin-protein ligase TRIM63-like
Exons: 5
Coding region: 132-947 (271 amino acids)
Molecular function (GO): zinc ion binding
Source: RefSeq, a predicted model, not a curated record
UUGAUUAGACAUAACCUGUGUCAAGGUAACUUAAAAAAAACCCAACCAAAAUGGCACAAUCCGCUUCGAAGUCCUGCGAUAUCUGUAUGAGCGGACCAGGACAUAACUAUUGUGAACAAUGCGAUCAAUGAAUGUGUGGAAAUUGUAAAACUUUACAUUUAAGGUCAAAAAUAAGUAUAAAUCAUACUUUUCUUAGUGGGCAAAAUAUAAACCCGGAAGAAAAACUGUUAUGCAAAGAACACACCGAAAACUUCAUAUUUUACUGCAUUGAUUGUGCUAUACCAAUAUGUAAAAUGUGUAUUGUAAAAAAGCACAAAAAGCAUGAAACGUCUGAAAUCAACGAAUCGACACAGGAAUUACAGGCUGAAGUGGAAAGGGCAAUUAACUCGAAGAUUAAAUCCGUCAAAACAAAUCUAGCCAAAAUUGAACAAGGCACUGGAAAGUACCAGAGCGACGUAAAAGAAGCUAUUCGUGUUAUUACAGAAGAUGGAAAACAGAUGAAGCAGUGGAUUGACAAAAAAGUUCAAGCCCUCAUUACAUCAUUGGAAGAAAAAGAGACAGCUAACGUGAAGGUCUUUCAAUCAAUAAGAACUGGGUUUCAAAAUGAUUUAGAGAAGUUCCAGAAAUGUCAAACUGCCUUUACCGAGAGCCAGAAAGUUACCGAUGCUACUAAACUUCUGACACGAUUAAAACAUAUUAAAUCCGAGUUAGAUGUUGGCGAUGAAAAGCAGCCACCGGUCAUGCCGACUAUGAAAUAUAACAAAAAGAAUGUAUCAGAGCGAGAAAUAUUCAAUCUAUUUGGAGUCAUAUCGUUCCAAGAAAUGGUUUACAGUGUAGAGCAGACGCCAAAGAAGGAUACCAGAAAACCGUCAACAAAGACAUUGUACAGAUACGUAUGCGAGUAUUGUGGGGGAGAAAAACUUUCUGAAAAAAAAGCUAAAGAGUGAGUAUACAUGUAUAAUAUUUUAUAAGAAUAAUAUGUAAAACCUUUUAAUUCAGUUAAAAACAUUAAAUUGACUUUACAACCUGCAAUUCCAUUUAAAACAUUAGCUUCUGUAAACGUGCAUACAUUUUUUUA